AAAAGUUUCAGCCCCUCCAGCUCCUCCAGCUCCCUGGAUGUUUUUGUUGGGAGAAAAGUCGCUGGAUGUUUAGGUCGUGCGAAAGUAGCGGCGUCCUCCCCGUUUUCCGCCGCUCGGUAUCCGAAAGGAACCCGAGUUUUGCCACCUUUAAAGCCUCAGAGCGAGCGGAGUUUGUCCGCUUUGGCGGAGUGAAAACCCCCGAGAAAAGGAGCGUCCUCCCCGCUAGCCCCGCAGCUAGCCCCCGCUAGCCCCGCACUCUCCACGGUCCCAGCUCUCCCGGAGACUCCCGGCUCACACGGCCACGGAACAGGGGAAAACAGGCGCAGACAUGGCGGAAACCAAGAUAAUUUAUCACAUCGACGAGGAGGAGACGCCGUACUUGGUGAAGAUCCCCGUGGCCGCCGAGAGCAUUACCCUGCUGGACUUCAAGCAGGUCCUCAACAAGCCCAACUACAAAUUCUUCUUCAAGUCCAUGGACCAGGACUUUGGGGUGGUGAAAGAAGAGAUUUCUGACGACAGUGCCAAGUUACCAUGUUUUAAUGGCAGAGUGGUGUCAUGGCUGGUAUCUUCAGACACUCCCGCUCCAGAGGCUCCGGUGGCCGUGGUCCCCCCUGUGGAAACACCUCUGCAGCCGUCCCCACCUCCUCCACCUCUCCCACCCCCACCUGCAGAGAGGACCGGGGGCAUCGGGGACUCCAGACCGCCCUCCUUCCAUCCCAACGCUACAGGCAGCGUGGAGACGCUGGACGAGCAGACAGAAACAGAGUCUGUAGUUUCCUUCAGGAGAGAGAGGCCUCGUCACAGAGAGAGCAUGGAUCAACAUGGGCCUCGUAUGAACGGCCAGACUCGUCUGGAGCGCCACCUGGCAGGGUACGAGAGCUCCAGCACAAUGAUGAGCAGCGAGUUAGAAACCACCAGCUUUUGUGACUCUGAGGACGAUGACACCAUGAGCAGGUUCAGCAGUGCAACAGAGCAGAGUACGGCCUCGAGGCUUCUCAAACGGCAUCGUCGGCGGAGGAAACAGCGCCCCCCGCGUCUGGAGAGGGCUUCAUCCUUCAGCAGUGUGACGGACUCCACCAUGUCCCUGAACAUCAUCACCGUCACCCUCAACAUGGAGAAGUACAACUUCCUGGGCAUCAGCAUUGUGGGCCAGAGCAACGAGCGAGGCGAUGGAGGCAUCUACAUAGGCUCCAUCAUGAAGGGAGGAGCUGUGGCUGCGGACGGACGCAUCGAGCCCGGUGACAUGCUGCUGCAGGUGAAUGACAUCAACUUUGAGAAUAUGAGUAAUGACGAUGCAGUGCGAGUUCUCAGAGAGAUCGUACACAAGCCGGGGCCCAUUAUCCUCACAGUGGCCAAGUGCUGGGACCCGUCUCCUCAGGGUUACUUCACUCUGCCCCGCAGCCUGGCGGGGGGUCUCGUUGGCCUGGCGGCCCCGCCAGGCCUAUACAAUGACGAGCCGAUCCGACCCAUUGACCCGGCAGCAUGGGUUAGUCACUCGGUGGCCAUGACGGGGGUUUACCCUCCCUACCCCGGCAGCUCGUCACUCAGCACCAUCACUUCCACCUCCGUCACCGAGACCGAACGUUUCGAUGACUUGAACUUAUCGCUGCACUCUGACAUGGCAUCAGUCGCCAAAGCCAUGGCUUCGCCAGAGUCUGGUCUGGAGGUUCGGGACCGCAUGUGGCUUAAAAUUACCAUCCCCAACGCUUUCCUUGGUUCAGAUGUGGUGGAGUGGCUGUUCCACCACAUCGAAGGCUUUCAGGACCGCAGAGAAGCCAGGAAGUACGCCAGCAACCUUCUGAAGGCUGGCUUCAUUCGACACACCGUCAAUAAGAUCACCUUCUCUGAACAGUGCUACUACGUGUUCGGAGACUUAAGCGACUGCGAAAACUAUAUGGCUAAUCUGUCCCUGAACGAUAACGACGGCUCCAGCGGGGCCUCGGACCAGGACACCCUGGCCCCUCUGCCGCUCCCUGGCGCCUCCCCGUGGCCCAUGAUGCACACCUUCCCCUACCAGCCCUACCCCACACAUCCCUACUCCAGCCAGCCCCCUCCCUACCACGAGCUCAGCAGCUACAGCUUCGCCCCCGGCAGCACGGGCAGCCAACACAGCGAAGGGAGCCGAAGCAGCGGCUCGACAAGAAGCGAGGGUGAGCGACAUCGCAACAGUAAAGGUCCAGGCAGCACCGUGGGCGGAGGAGAGAAAUCCCCGUCCGCCGGAGGAGGAGAGGGCGGCGGCGGCGCUGACUCUCGGUCCGGCAGCGGCAGCGAAUCCGAAUAUUCCACCCGCAGCAGCCUGAGGCGCGGCCACGGCUCGGCCGCCCCCAGCGAGCACAGCCACGCCUCCUCGCAGCGCUCGCACCACCACCGGCUGCCCCAGCCGCCCCACAUGUCCCCCUACCCGCCGGGCAUCCUGCCCUACAACCCCAUGAUGGUGAUGAUGGUGCCGCAGCACGCACACCCCGCCAUGGCGGCCGCCCACACCCUUCAACACACUCCGCAGCUCCCCACGGUCCCCAUGCACCCGGCCCUGGCCCCGCCCCCGUCCUCCGUCCCGGGGGGCCCCCCCGGGGCCCCGCCCACCCGUGACCUGGGCUCCGUUCCCCCAGAGCUGACUGCAUCCCGCCAGUCCUUCCACCUAGCCAUGGGCAACCCCAGCGAGUUCUUCGUGGAUGUCAUGUAGUUUUUGCCCGUUUCUCCUUCCUGUGAAGUUAGUGUACAGUUCCCACUUGUCACGACGAGGAUCUGCUGGUAGCUUGAGAUCACGGUGCCUAUUGGAUUUCGAGGGCACUCGUUACAAAUUUGGUGAAACAGGGUUUUUAAAAUUGCUAAAAAACAAAGACACAAACAUUAAAACGUGAUUGAAACUGGGAAUGAUCUGAGUAACGUUGUCAAGAAAAAGAGUAUAAUUUCUCUCACAAAGCUCCACCCCAGAGCCGUGCUUUCAGUGCUUCCACCUUGAAGUAGUGUGCAUGUUUUAGAUUGUUUUUUAAAUUUAAGCAAAGCCUUAGCACCGUAUUUUCAGUGCCUGUCGGAGCUGCUCAGCACUCCUCCAAAGAGAUAUCUAACCUUCACAAAUCCAACGCUUAUCUCGGAUCACCCAGAAACUACAUAGACCACAUCUUAAGACUAAAGGUACCAAGUACAUGAUGUACUUGGAAAAAAAAAAAGAUACAAUUCUGCAGUGCAGUAUAUCUGUAUAUCUGAAUCUGAGCGCCAGGUUCUUUGGCUACAAUAUCCAGUGCCUUACUCUUUUUUCUGAUUUAGAGACACUUUCACACUCCAGGUACAUUAAAAUAAUUCAUUUUUUCCCCCACAUUGUUUGACAAUGAACCUUUUCUGUACAUAACUACUACUCCUAUGUAAAGACCAAGCUCUAAUGUGAAAAAAAAAGGUCCAAAAAACGUCAGGGGGACUUGUGUUUAGUAAUUAGUGCCUAGACCUAGUCAUCAAACAACUCUGUUCUCUGAAUGUGAUUGUAAAGGCUUGAUGGGACUUUAGGUACUAGUCGGUGAAAAGACAAGAGGCUGAAAGUGGUACUUUUUGAUUACAUGCAGUGUAUAUCCUAGCUGUGAUCCAAAUGCCCUGGCUCCCCAUGCUUGUUUUUAUGUUACUGACUUGCAUUAUUCACCCAUUUCUUUUUGUAUGCGUGACUAUAUAAAUCAUGUAUAACCCAACUAAUAAGGUGCUAAACAAAGAGUCAACUUUCCAGAAUGACAUUGGCAUUGUCACAUUGUUUGAUUGCCACUUUUGCUUGUGUAUUUGAGAAUAAAUUUGAUACAAACUGA
Molecule: messenger RNA, 3788 nt
Organism: Cololabis saira (Pacific saury)
Lineage: Eukaryota; Metazoa; Chordata; Actinopteri; Beloniformes; Belonidae
Gene: dvl2
Product: dishevelled segment polarity protein 2
Exons: 16
Coding region: 329-2683 (784 amino acids)
Biological process (GO): canonical Wnt signaling pathway; intracellular signal transduction
Cellular component (GO): cytosol
Molecular function (GO): frizzled binding
Source: RefSeq, a predicted model, not a curated record